CGUCCAUGCGUGCAGAACACCGCGGGCAGUCUGAAUUUGACCAGAUACGCUAAUUGCGAAAAUUCUUGACCUAAUAAAUAAUUCUCUCUUAAAAAAAAACAGUACAAUCACGUAAAAUCCAAUAGUCAGUGAAAAAUAAUUGAUUGAAGAGAAUUUAGCGUGUGGAUUUUGGUCUUGAUCAUCAAAAACACUUCGAUUGGAUCUCUGAAACGGGAAUGGGAGUUAUCAGAUACAUUGAAUUACGUCCUGUUUUCUAAUCCCGUCAGCUCGAGUGCCGGUUCGUCUGCGAAAACUGCUGCAUCAGAUUCCCACCAGUGCCGAAUAGCUGCAGAGUGGGGAUGACAUGGCGAUGAGGGGAAGGUGAUAGAACUUGUCUCCUGUUUUUGGCUUGACAAUACCUGCAUUGGGUGUGGCGCCCCCUCUCUCUUGGGGUGAUGAUUACAAUGCGGGUGGAGGCACUGAAACCCCCAGAACUGAGCCUCUACUUUACUCAAUCCUCUUUGGACUGUAUCAGAUGACUAGUUUUCAUUUUUAUUAUUAGUACUUGACAGUAGAAAACCAAUUAUUUACUUUCUACCCCCAAAAUAUUUUUCUACACAAUGGGAAUUUUUUUCGCGAAGAAAAAGCCACCUAGUCGAAUUACUGAACAGGAUAGAGCAGUCCUGCAACUUAAGCAAACGAGGGACAAAAUAAAACAAUAUCAGAAGAGGAUAGAGCUGAGUAUCGAAAAAGAUCGAGAACUCGCGAGAAAACUUAUAAAAAAUGACCGAAAGGAACGAGCGUUACUGCUCCUCCGGAAGAAGAAAUUCCAGGAGCAAGUGCUGACGAAAACUGAUGGUCAAUUAGAGAACAUUGAGACAAUGGUCCACGAUUUGGAAUUUGCCCAGAUCGAGGCAAAAGUAAUCGACGGUUUGAAAAUAGGUAAUACAGCCCUGAAGAAGCUCCACGAGAUUUUGUCGAUCGAUGAAAUCGAAAGGGUGAUGGAUGAUACAAAAGAGGGAAUCGAGAAGCAGAAGGAAUUGGAUGAUUUGUUACUGGGAACAUUGACUGAAGAGGAUGAGGGCGAGGCCGAGGCUGAGCUCGACGCCCUUUUGGCUGAAGAAACUGAGAGAAUGCCUGAAGUACCGGAUGACAUUCUACUGCCUGAUGUACCUGAUGAUAACAUUAAGGAAGAGAAGAAAGCAGUCAAGAAGGAAAAAAAAGAGGAACCCAUCGCAGUCGAGGCUUAACCCAAAUUUUAAUUAACAAUUAUUAUGUAAAUAUUUGUACAGACUGGCAUUUAACAAUGAUGACAACGUGGAAUACAUGAGAUGACAAUAUUAA
Molecule: messenger RNA, 1323 nt
Organism: Fopius arisanus
Lineage: Eukaryota; Metazoa; Arthropoda; Insecta; Hymenoptera; Braconidae
Gene: Vps20
Product: vacuolar protein sorting 20
Exons: 5
Coding region: 600-1229 (209 amino acids)
Biological process (GO): vesicle budding from membrane; late endosome to vacuole transport via multivesicular body sorting pathway
Cellular component (GO): multivesicular body; ESCRT III complex
Source: RefSeq, a predicted model, not a curated record